AAAGAUAAGAGCUUGGCUUGUGGUUGUGAGAGAGGUGAAGAAAAAAGUGAAGCUUUGGAAAUGGAGAAGUACUUUGGGAACGCGUAUAGAGGUGACCCUGGAGUGCCCCAUGCUACUGCGGACCGGUUCGUGAAUAUAUGGAUAGGGUCGGCUGCUUUCUCUGUACUCACUUGGUUCAACCCCUACAUGUGGCAGCUCUCAAACCAAUUCAAUUGGCAUGACAGAACAAUGAUAUUCGAACACUACCAUUGGAAGAAAGCAAAGGCAAAGAAUCAACCAUACAAAUUCAAGUGGAAUGAGAAGGACAAGGAUUUUAGGGACUCCUACUACUACAAUUGGCCUGUCUACUUCCCUUAGUUCUUCAUUUGUGUAGGCAUGCUCUUUGAUAUGUGGUUUGCACAAACCUGCUGAAAAGUUUGUUUUUCUUUAUCGCUCUCUUCUUCUGGACUCAUUAUGCUGUUUUAUUCGCCCAUUCGUAUUUUGGUGGACAUUAAAUCUUUCGAGUAAUAACAGGAUCUUUUGUC
This is a messenger RNA of Hibiscus syriacus, 524 nucleotides long. RefSeq lists its product as uncharacterized. The transcript has 3 exons. The record is from RefSeq and is a predicted model, not a curated record. NCBI's taxonomy places the organism in Eukaryota, Viridiplantae, Streptophyta, Magnoliopsida, Malvales, Malvaceae. Bases 61 to 357 code for a protein of 98 amino acids.